AUGCUCCGUGUGCCCCCAAUAGAUGUCGAUAUGCUAUGUGUUCCUACAACAGAUGUUGAUAUGCUCCAUGUGCCCACAAUAGAUGUCGAUAUGCUCCAUGUUCCCACAAUAGACGUCGAUAUGCUCCAUGUUCCCACAAUAGAUGUCGAUAUGCUCCAUGUGCCUACAAUAGAUACCAAUAUGCUACGUGUGCCUACAAUAGAUACCGAUAUGCUACGUGUACCACAAUAG
This is a messenger RNA of Pelobates cultripes (western spadefoot toad), 231 nucleotides long. Lineage: Eukaryota; Metazoa; Chordata; Amphibia; Anura; Pelobatidae. The record is from the annotation of a GenBank genome assembly.